Messenger RNA from Peronospora farinosa, 2100 nucleotides. NCBI's taxonomy places the organism in Eukaryota, Oomycota, Peronosporomycetes, Peronosporales, Peronosporaceae. The record is from the annotation of a GenBank genome assembly.
AUGGUGUUGGGGUUUUUGCUGGUUGCAGGCAUCAAUACGGAUGAAUACGGGGCUUUAUUGUAUACUCUAGCACUAUUGGGAGCAGCUCUGGGACUACAAGUGACUGUAGAUGAUACUGCAGAUGAUCAUACGUCACCUCAGACGCUGCUGUCGAUGACAAUAGCGAUGCUUUUUGCUGCAACUUUAGGGUUGUUGACACCUGAGAGUGUUGUUCAUGCUCAACAGAUUGCCAAUGAUCGAGUUAGUGCUGAUGGAGGUGUUAUGAGCUCGAUCACAUGGACAUUUUAUCUCUUGGCUGCUGCUGGAAGUCAAUUUGUUACUGUUUAUUUUGAGAAAAAGAAGAGAUGGCUGUCUUUAGUGAAUCAAGUAAAGGCUCGACUUGUGGGCUCAUUGACGGGGAUGGUAUUGGCUAUUGUUGUUGCAAUGUGGGAGCGGCAAUGGUUACGUGCUGCUCUGAGUAUGGCAGCGUGCACUCUGAUCCUCUACGUGCAUGUGAGUCGUUGGUGGCGUAUUGAUGCAUCAUUUGAAGAUGGUGUCAACGAUAAAGUGUAUCUAGACAGGUAUGGGUCAAGCUCUGGAUCGGAUUCAAAGAAUAGCACGCUGUCUGGGUUGAGCUUUAUUUUUGGUGUACUGUGGUCACGACGUGCCUCGCGCCAAAUGCUAAUUUUCCUAUCGAUUAAUGUUGCCUUCAUGUUCGUGGAACUUGGCGUCGGUCUUUACACAAACUCGCUUGGUCUCAUGGGUGACGCUGGACACAUGCUAUUUGACAAUGGCGCGCUCAUGAUUGGCCUCGUGGCCUCGUAUAUCGCUCAGCUUCCGCCUAACGCAAAGUUCACGUACGGCUAUGGUCGUGUAGAGGUCCUCUCGGGCUUCUUAAACUCACUGUUGCUGCUUGUUGUGUCAUUUCACCUGCUAACUGAAGCGGCAUCACGCUUCAUGGAUCCACCCAAGGUUACAACAGACCAUUUGCUACUCACAUCAACGGUUGGACUUAUUGUAAACCUAGUCGGUCUAUUCUUUUUCCACGAUCACGUUCACGGUCAUAGCCACAGCCAUGGAGGAGAUUCAGGAGGAUGCGGUGGUGGCCAUGGGCACAGUCACGGCAACAGUCUCCACCAGUCUCAUGGCGAAGCUGCUUCUGAAGGUGGCCACCUUGGUGGGAACAGCAAUAUGUACGGCGUCUAUCUCCACGUGUUGGCCGAUACGCUGGGUAGUGUAGGCGUGAUCAUUUCAUCAGUGUUGAUUCAAUUGUACGAGUGGCAUGUGGCUGACUCUGCGUCCUCAGCACUGAUUUCUUUGCUGAUUUUGGGUAGUACGCUGCCUUUAUUGAGGGACACAGCUCGCCAACUACUGCAAGGUGCACCCCAGGAGCUGGAAGGAAAUGUUAAUGCGGCUUUGCAUGAUGUGCAAACAAUUGUAUCAGGCGUGGAACGUAUAGCUCAGUGGAAUAUUUGGCAUCAUGCGGGCGACAUAAGCGUGGCCACGUUACAUCUCGAGGUUGCAUCUUCUGCUGACGAGCAGCAUGUGCUUCAGCAUACGAGGGAUAUCUUUUGGCAUCAUGCACGACUCGACAAGUUCCUGUCAGUGCAGAUCUCAAAGCCUCAGGUGCUCGAGACCUUUGGUCUACAAGGUGUUGGAGCCGAGCGGCCAGCUGUUAUGAAUGGUUGCAGUGCUGGCCAUGGUCACAGCUAUGGUAACGGUCAUAGCCAUGGGGCCACUGAGCCUUUGAUGGCUACCUCUGCAUUCCCACUGCACCAUCAGCACUCGCAUCCUGUGGCUACAACGAUGGGCACUUACGAGAAUCCAGCUAGCGAUGACUCUUGCUACAUCUUCUCGCCAGAACUUCCGCCAAAAACCUUUGGUAUACACAGCAACAGCCGUGACCAUUCAGCAUUCCCACUACACCACCAGCAUGCGCGACCCGUGGCCACUACGACGAGAGUACUUCCGCUGGAUAUUCACAACCAUAACCAGGGGCUUCAUAACCAUACAGCCUCUGCAAAACUCCAGCCGACAGCUCCGUUCUCUGUUGAUCAUCAGCAAUGUCAGCGACUACAACAGCGCAGUACCGCAACCUUUUCAGGAGCGCAGCGUUGGUAG